AUGACCACACGUCCGCCGACUAUGUCGCGCCGCUCAUUCGCUGCUCCCGAUUCGUCCCAAGUGCGAGCAUUCAACGAUUUCCAGUUGCGCGGCCCCCAUACCUUGCAGCCUGAGUUAUCCGGGCUGGAGUUCCAAACCGAACACUCCACCACCAAGGGCCCUCAGGGGCUUCAGCAGCUGGCCGAGGUCGAUGACAGCUCGACCACCGCCAACGCUACUGGCCAACCAUCGCUUGUUGAGAUGUUCGCUAUCUUCGUGGUCUGCGCGUUCAUUGUACUAUGGAUAGUACGAUCUGCCGCUGAGAGCAUCUUCACUCUUGUUCCCUUUGCCGGCCUGGUAUGGUUGGUGUUCGGUGGGUUCCAGAUACUUGAGCAGCAACAGCAGUCAGCUCAGUCGUCGCCGAUCGUGGAAGACGACGCGUCUUGCGAUGUUUGUACUACUGGAGACAUCGUUCCCUUAAUUGAGGCAACGAUCCUCGACCGACAGACCGCUCAUGAACAGACCAAAAUACCGCGGUGGUUAGCCAGCUUUCAAGACAUGUCUAUGAGCAGCGACCGCUGGAUGUCAUCUCUUGAGAGCGAAGAGAAUCUUUCUUUCGCUGCCGGCAUUGCACCAAGUGUUCAGGGAUCUACGGGGAUGUCUCACACCACCGAAUCCCAGUGCGAAAUCGUCGGAGACGAAGACGCUGUCGAAGCUACUUGCUCCAGUAGUGACCACAUAGCAGCACUUCAGCGUCAGCAUGGCAACCUUGUCUUCAACGACACUGAUCAGUGGGCCCCGGGUGGUCGACUUUACGACCAACGCAUGGCCAACAAUCUCGAGCCUAUCUUUAUUGGUGGUGAUGUUCAGACAUACGAGGAUGUGGACGGAUGGUUUGGACGACCUAUCAAUGCAGACGCACUUGACAUCGAAUUCCUUCUACGCGCUUUGGAGCUGCAGCUUCCGGAAGAUCUGAAAGCAGCGAUUGGAGCCCAGUCUUUAGACACACUCAUCAAGACGCGAUUACAGAAUGGCGAGAAUGCCCUCCUCCAGGAGCUCGAGGCGCAAUGGCUUCUCAUCUGUCCUGGUACUAUCGUCGCGCCCGGUUCGCCCAUCAAGACAUUGCAGGACGUCAAACGCAUCAUCGAGGGGAACCGGAGGAAAUCCACCCCUGCAUGCCACUUUGAUGUACGCCAUUAUGUGGGACUAGAUCACCCAUGCAGACCGUAUCUCACGGAAUAUGAAGAGAUGGAGAUCAAUGAAGGUAUCUCGGACUACAACUUCCGCAACUGGAGCAUCGACUUCAAACCCUCAUUCAUUCGUGAAGCCACAAAGGGCAAGCCAGAGCACGCUUUGCUCGAAAGCUACGAGCGGAUUCCCGACUGGAUGGAAGACAUUGACCAAGGCGACCUACUUGAUCCAAAUGCUUUCCACGAAUGUCCAUGCGGACAGGUUGCCAUGUCAACGCUCGGUAGCUACCGCGACGAAAAGGAGCACAACUACAAGGAAAUGAAAGGUUUCGAAUCGUGCUUCCUGAUCGAAGUCCUCGACGGUAGCGAACUCCACGAUGCCAUGGCUGACCUGGUUCAGUUCCCGGAUUAUCCCGAGCAUGCGACACCACCUCGUUCCCAGGAGAUAGUCCAGGACUGCGAGCUGCAUAAAACGAUCACCAAGAAUAUCUUUGUUCUCGUCGACACAUCAGCCGAGGACAUCAACGAGCGCAUCAGCCGUCCUGGUGGUUUACUUCCUGCUCCAGGAAUUACAUCCUCGGUUUACCCUUCUGGCUUCCAGACUACCAUCGGUUUCUCAGAGAUUCCCUACUGUCUGCUCCCCCCUCGGUGUGAGCACGGUCGCUUGCAUCAGUUUGAGUUUACGCCUCAGACGAUGGCGAGCAGAAUGAUGAACGCGAGUCAGACUGGCUGUACACACUGCUUUCCGCACGGCCACAUUGUUACUCGAUGCCAGGAAUGUCUAGAGCAUUGCUAUGCCCUGGCUGCGCCGCACGGCAUGUGGGGGCAGGUCGAUGCCGCAUAUCAUCCGGCUGUAGACUUUGCUCAAGAGCAACACCAGGCCCACGACUUGGCACAGAAUGUGCAGUCUAGGCGGGCAAAAGCCUUGAUUGCUGGUGCCGCGCGCGCCGCUCCUUAUCCACUCGGUAUGCCCUUCCUUGUUCGUGUCAUUAGAUCUUUGACUGACUUUAAAUCAGUAGUUCGGCAGCAGUAUCCCAACUACCCCAUCAACUCAGACUUUGAGGCUACGAUGCAGCGUGUGAAUUGGCAAUGA
Messenger RNA from Alternaria ventricosa, 2262 nucleotides. RefSeq lists its product as uncharacterized. The transcript has 2 exons. NCBI's taxonomy places the organism in Eukaryota, Fungi, Ascomycota, Dothideomycetes, Pleosporales, Pleosporaceae. Bases 1 to 2262 code for a protein of 753 amino acids. The record is from RefSeq and is a predicted model, not a curated record.